Thyridium curvatum is the source of this 564-nucleotide messenger RNA. RefSeq lists its product as uncharacterized. Lineage: Eukaryota; Fungi; Ascomycota; Sordariomycetes; Thyridiales; Thyridiaceae. The transcript has a single exon. The record is from RefSeq and is a predicted model, not a curated record. The coding region runs from base 1 to 564 and encodes 187 amino acids. Gene Ontology annotation, molecular function: acyltransferase activity, transferring groups other than amino-acyl groups.
AUGGCGGCCGCAACACAGCCCUCGGCCCCGGUCACGCAGCUCACCUUCCGCGAGGCCACCGAGGCCGACAUCCCGGCCCUGCUCGCGCUCAUCCGCUCCGCCUACCGCGGCGAGUCCUCGCGCGCCGGCUGGACCACCGAGGCCGACCUCGUCGCCGACGAGCGCAUCGACGCCGCCGGCCUGCGCGCCAAGAUCGGCGAGCCCGAGGGCGCCGUGCUGCUGGCCACCGACGCCCAGGGCCGCCUGGCCGCGUGCUGCGAGCUGCUCAGGCGCGACGCCGCGCUCGCCUACUUCGGCCUGUUCGCCGUCGACCCCAAGCGCCAGGCCGGCGGGAUCGGGCGGCAGGUGCUGGCCUACGCCGAGGGGUACGCCCGGGCGCAGUGGGGGGUCCGCGGCCUCGAGAUGAGCGUCAUCUGGACGCGCGAGGAGCUGAUCGCGUGGUACGUGCGCCGCGGCUUCGUCAGGACGGCCGAGACGGCGCCGUUCCCCUACGAGAGCCUGGUCAACGGGGAGGCGCUGCGGGACGACCUGCACUUUACCAUCCUGCGCAAGGAGCUCGUCUGA